This is a messenger RNA of Paramisgurnus dabryanus, 4083 nucleotides long. RefSeq lists its product as uncharacterized. The record is from RefSeq and is a predicted model, not a curated record. NCBI's taxonomy places the organism in Eukaryota, Metazoa, Chordata, Actinopteri, Cypriniformes, Cobitidae.
AUGCAGAAAUCAGAGUCAGCUUGUGUCUACUCGCGUACCUUCUACAGAGAGUCUUCAUCAGCCCUUAACUUUCACUACAGAUCAGAGUCAGCUUGUGUCUACUCACGUACCUUCUACAGAGAGUCUUCUUCAGCCCUUAACUUUCACUACAGAUCAGAGUCAGCUUGUGUCUACUCACGUACCUUCUACAGAGAGUCUUCUUCAGCCCUUAACUUUGACUACAGAUCAGAGUCAGCUUGUGUCUACUCACGUACCUUCUACAGAGAGUCUUCUUCAGCCCUUAACUUUCACUACAGAUCAGAGUCAGCUUGUGUCUACUCGCGUACCUUCUACAGAGAGUCUUCAUCAGCCCUUAACUUUGACUACAGAUCAGAGUCAGCUUGUGUCUACUCGCGUACCUUCUACAGAGAGUCUUCAUCAGCCCUUAACUUUGACUACAGAUCAGAGUCAGCUUGUGUCUACUCUCGUACCUUCUACAGAGAGUCUUCAUCAGCCCUUAACUUUGACUUCAGAUCAGAGUCAGCUUGUGUCUACUCACGUACCUUCUACAGAGAGUCUUCAUCAGCCCUUAACUUUCACUACAGAUCAGAGUCAGCUUGUGUCUACUCGCGUACCUUCAACAGAGAGUCUUCUUCAGCCCUUAACUUUCACUACAGAUCAGAGUCAGCUUGUGUCUACUCACGUACCUUCUACAGAGAGUCUUCUUCAGCCCUUAACUUUGACUACAGAUCAGAGUCAGCUUGUGUCUACUCACGUACCUUCUACAGAGAGUCUUCUUCAGCCCUUAACUUUCACUACAGAUCAGAGUCAGCUUGUGUCUACUUGCGUACCUUCUACAGAGAGUCUUCAUCAGCCCUUAACUUUGACUACAGAUCAGAGUCAGCUUGUGUCUACUCGCGUACCUUCUACAGAGAGUCUUCAUCAGCCCUUAACUUUGACUACAGAUCAGAGUCAGCUUGUGUCUACUCUCGUACCUUCUACAGAGAGUCUUCAUCAGCCCUUAACUUUGACUUCAGAUCAGAGUCAGCUUGUGUCUACUCACGUACCUUCUACAGAGAGUCUUCUUCAGCCCUUAACUUUCACUACAGAUCAGAGUCAGCUUGUGUCUACUCGCGUACCUUCUACAGAGAGUCUUCUUCAGCCCUUAACUUUGACUACAGAUCAGAGUCAGCUUGUGUCUACUCGCGUACCUUCUACAGAGAGUCUUCUUCAGCCCUUAACUUUCACUACAGAUCAGAGUCAGCUUGUGUCUACUCACGUACCUUCUACAGAGGUUUGUCAAUAUAUUUGUCUCCUGAAUCUUGUCUGUCUGUCUCUCUUCCUAGUCUUCUUCAGCCCUUAACUUUCACUACAGAUCAGAGUCAGCUUGUGUCUACUCGCGUACCUUCUACAGAGGAAAUAAUACCUGAUUCCCAGAAGCAAGUCAAGAAGCCAGCAAGUGCCUGUCAGGGUUGUAAGACACAUCAGCUUGUCAAAGAGGAGAUGUCAUCUUUAGAAAAAUGCUCAGUUUGUUAUGGACCAUUUUCCCCGCUGAAGUGGUGGGGGCUGAAAUGUCAAGUGUGCACUACUACAUGGCAUGUGUACUGCUACCAUAAAAAAGAAGAAAUACAAAACAGUUGGAAUGAAACUGAAACAAGUGAAGAGGACUUAUCAGAUAAUGAUCCAGAAUAUGUUCCAGCUUCAGAAACCGAUUCGGAAGAUGAUGAACCACCAAGCAGAUUGGAAAAAUCUACAGUUCUGACAGAGAAGGAAUCAUCAAUGAUGGAUAUAAGUCACAUGAGUGGAAUAACUGCAAAGGAAACAUCUGCAAACAUAACAGACUCAACAUCUAUUGCAAAGAAGGGAUUGAAUUUUUGCUUUGUUUGCAAAAAAGCUCAUUUUAAAAUCGCUAGACAUUUUAAAGUUCAUGUUAAGGAAAAUGCAGAGAUCGCCAAAGCUUUAAGUUUCCCUGCACGCUCAAAAAGUAGAAAGGAGUGGCUAGAGAAACUUAGAAACAAAGGGAACUUCAUACAUAACUGUGAGGUGCUGAAAGAUGGAGCUGGUUCGCUUAAAGUCAAAAGAAGAGCCCAGGGUGGCUUUAAAAAAUAUGAAUAUUGUCUCCAUUGUAGGGGCAUGUUUUUGAGAGCAGAGCUAUGGAGACACAUGAGAAGGUGCCCUUCAAGACCAACAGACCAUGACCACCAAGGCAGGAAGAGAAUACUUGGCUUAGCAUCAGUAGUCAAAUCAGCAUGUUCAAGCGCUGUUGAAGAAGGGGUGCUUAAGAUGUUAAGCCGCAUGCACAAUGAUGAAAUUGCUGCACUUGUUCGCAAUGACUUUUGCCUUUUAAGAUUUGCAGAGUCCCUUUACAGUAAACAUGGACAUGAUCCCUCAAAACACGACUAUAUUCGGCAAAAAAUCCGCCAGCUGGGCCGAUUUCUCCAGACAAUGCGCAAGAGUUCUCCAGUCCUAACUUUAGAGGAUGCGGUUAAACCAUCAAAUUUCCUGAAUGUGAUUGAGGCUGUGAAAGAAACUGCAGGGUUUGAUAAGAACAAUAACACCUAUAAGACUCCAAGUCUGGCAUUAAAAAUCGGCCACUCCCUGGUGAAAGUAAAUGACAUAAUUCACUGCCAUGCCCUCAUGGCUGAAGAUGAAAACCUAGUGAAGUCCUCAGAUGGUUUCCAAAAGCUUUAUCGGGCCAAGUGGCCUGAAUACAUUUCGUACGGUGCUUUAAACACUAUAAGUGAAUUAAAAUACAACAAGCCGACGAAACUUCCACUCACCAAAGACAUCAUGAGGCUUAACAAGCAUCUUGAUAAAAAGGCAAAGUCAGCAACUGCAGCACUGGAGAAGGCAGCAACACCGCAGAAUUAUUCCAAUGUUGCAAGAACAACGCUGACCAAGAUUGUGCUUUUCAAUAGGAGACGAGUAGGCGAAGUUUCAAAAAUGAAGCUUAAAAAUUUCCUGGACCGAGAUUGUUCAAUUACACAAAAUGAAAUGAAUUUAUCGGAGUAUGAACAGAAAUUGUGCAAGUACUUUGAGCGGGUCGAGCUCAAGGGAAAAAAGGGAAGAAAAGUGGCAGUGUUGCUGACUCCUGAAAUGACGAAGUCCUUAAAUCUGAUGAUUAUGAAGAGAGAGCAGUGUGGUGUGCCCAAUAAGAAUGAGUAUUUAUUCGCCGUUCCUCACUGCCUCACAUGCUACAGGGGACAUCAAUGUCUUAGGAAGUUUGCAGAUGAAUGUGGUGCCCAAAAACCAGAUUUUUUACGAUCUACUCCGCUGAGGAAAGAAAUGGCAACUACUUCUCAGAUAUUAGAUUUAAAGAACAAUGAAAUGGAUCAGCUGGCGGACUUUUUGGGUCACGACAUAACCGUGCACAGACAUUUUUACCGUCUUUCUGAUGCCACCAUACAGAGUGGAAAAAUUUCCAAGCUGCUUCUUGCCCUUGAGAGAGGAAAGCUGCAUGAGCUAAGAGGAAAAACGCUUGAUGAAAUUGGAGAUUUCACAGAUGAUGAUGAUGAUGAUGAGGACGACGAUGAGAGUGAGAGUGAUGAAGAUACAACCCUGGACACAGAAACUGCAGAUGAAAUUAAUGAGGAACACAUGGACACAUCUGCCAGAGAGGAGACUCACACAAAUAUAUGUGGACAAAAUGGCAGUAACUCACACGUGCACACCGAACAACCUACAUGCAGUUCAGCUGACAGACCAAUUCCUGGAUGCAUUGUUGGUGGUAAACAGAAGCCAGACAAAGGUGCAAGGCGACCGUGGUCGAAUGCAGAGGUCAAUGCCGUAUUAAAGCAUUUCAAACCACACAUUGCCAAAGGUCAUCUGGCGUCUUUAAGAGAGUGUGAGCUGUGCAAGAAGUGCGAGCCAGUUCUACAAAAUAGAACAUUACACAACAUCAGAGAUUUUGUCCGUAACCGAGGGGUAACCCUGAAGCGCAAAAUGACUAACACUUAACUUUUUUUUCAAGAUCUUUAACUUUAUUCAUUUAUAUGCUGAUAUAAAGUUUAAAUGAAAAGCUUAUAGUUCAGAGAGGGAAUGUUGUCAUAUUGAGAGGAUCUGUUUUAAAGGAACAUGCCCAGAUUUUAGGAAUUUAGCUUAUUC